Molecule: messenger RNA, 681 nt
Organism: Athalia rosae (coleseed sawfly)
Lineage: Eukaryota; Metazoa; Arthropoda; Insecta; Hymenoptera; Athaliidae
Gene: mRpL53
Product: 39S ribosomal protein L53, mitochondrial
Exons: 3
Coding region: 155-568 (137 amino acids)
Cellular component (GO): mitochondrial large ribosomal subunit
Source: RefSeq, a predicted model, not a curated record
CGUUCAACCUUCGUGCGUUCAACUAUCUGAAGUCAUUGUGGAAUCCUGUUGCAGGUGGAGACUGUGGUAGAAGGCACAGACCACUCAUAAAAAGUACGGAAAAGAUCAAAGGAAAGAAGCAUUUGACUGAAAUUUGUGUGCCAAACCUGAAAUCAUGUCCAUACCGUUUAGCGGUACCAUAACGCGUUCCGGGGGAGUGAUAAGCGCCAUAAUGAAGCAAGUAAAAAGCGUUAAUUUGAAAGCUGUGAAGAGAAUUUCUAUUCAGUUCGAUCCGUUUGCGCCUAACGUAACGCAUACGAGGGAUUUCAUGUUCUUUUUGAACAAACCAAAAGUUCUGGCAACAAAUCUAGACUGCAAAAUAAAAACUGAGAUUGUAUGCGACCGCUCGGAUCCAGUGAUAACGUGCAAUCUCUUAAGCGGAGAAAAGGUGACAUUCAAGAGCUUUAAUCUCACGACUCUAGAACUCUUUCAACUUCUCAACCAACAUGUCAGCAGUUUAGCUCCAGUACCAGAAGUCAUUGUUGAAGUGAAAACAAAGUCAUCAAAGAAGGCAGGCAAACAGCGUUAGAGGGCAACAUUGAUAUAACCUAGAGAUUCAAUCGCAGUUUGGUAUCGUUUCAAAAAAGCUGACAAAAUGGCUGGCGGUUCAAGCAACAAAGACUACAACAUGAAACUCAUAGA